CGGCUCGUUAUUCAGGACAGAGAGUCAAACUUCCAGCUGAAGGAGCGUCGAGACGACGAUCAGUGGAGAAAACAGGGCGGAUUCAAAGAAACAGGUUUCCAGUUAUUCAAAGUCAGCUGGAAAACAAAGAGGAAACACGAUGUUGUCCAAAAAGGAAGAGAAGAGAUCGUUCAGCAACGGCCGUCUCAGAGACCAGUGGGAGAAAAUAGCCCAGAACGAGGCGGACCAGUGCAAACAGGAGGCUGAGCGGAAACAGAAAAGCUCCAUUAAAGUUCUUUUCUCAAAGUGGACCUACCACUGGUCUAACGGAGAACAGGUCAUGGAUGAGAUUUCCGACUUCAGGAGGGCGACGACCCGGACAGACGACGAAGAAAAAAAGCCUAAAAUUAAAUUCAAAAUCGUUCCUCCACCUCCAAAAGUCAGAGCGGAGCCUCCGCCGCCGCCGCCGCCGGCCCCCAGGAGGUCGUCCUCCCCGAAACGCCACAGGCAAAAACGCAAAGUGGAAGUGGACGUGUUUCGUUUGUGCUGGAGGGAAUCCUGGAUGAGCCUGAAACCACCAAAGUACCUCUACCUGAAGGCCAGAGAGGCUAAAGAGAGGAGGACGCUGCUGAUGACCCUAGAGUGUCCCAGAAGCAGGAAGUACAAAUCAAAGACGUUUGGACCGGACGCGGACGGGACGGGUCCGAUUCCUAAAUGGGGUCAUUCCUGGAAGCAGGUGAAAAGCCCGGCUCAGUCAGAGCAACCAGAGGACAGAGACUUUGAGUGGGACGUUCUGUUUGAGAGGACGCUGCUCACAAAAGUGGAAAUAGGAGAAUAUGGUCUUCCUUCCUGGGCCGGAACAUGGAAGAUCAUGAACUUUCCCUUCAGGCAGCAGAAGAAGAACUGGGACUGCGGUUGGGAAAGUUACCAACAGGAGCCGAGCGACAAGUCCGAUAAGUUCGACCUCAUUCAGGAGCAGCUGGAUCAGGACGAGCCUGAAGGUUGGGAGGAUUCAUGGAGGCUCUCUGGAGCAGAAGAUCCGACGGACGGGCCGGCCACGUUCACAGCAGAAAUGAGCGACUGGCUGAUGCCAGGAUGGAGCAAAUCCUGCCUGCUGGCUGCAGCUCCUCCUGAGGAAUACGAAGAGCGGCAGAAGAGCUGGAGCUCCUGCUGGGGCUUCCAGCAGCAGAUCAGGUGGCGUCAGGCGUCCAUCUUGUCCGCCCAUCACCAUAGCAACCAGAUGAGCAGGAGACGGAGAGCCAUAAACGUUUUCCUGUUCUUCGGUCUGGACCGGCCUGGUCUGAGCGACUGGACGGAGGCCUGGAAGGGUCCAAAAGGACAGAAAACACAGGAGGAUGACGAAGAGCGGGAGGAAGGAGCCGGAACUGAGGAAGAGGAGGAUGAAGGAAUGGAGGAGGAAGAGGAGGAAGAAGAAGAGGAGGAGAUCAGGACAGAAAUAUUUCAAAACUUUAAUAAGAACAAAGGUCAGGAAAAAGAGGAAGAGGAGGAUGAGGGUGUAGAUGAAGAGGAGGAAGAUGAAGAUGAAGAAGAUGAGAAAGAAAAUGGUGAAAAGGAAACGGACAGAGGAGUCGAUGAGGAGGAGGAGAGUGAAGAUGAGGAAGAGGAGAAAGAUAACGGUGUCAGAGUGAUGAAGGAGGAUGAAGAAAAAUGUGACAAUGCAGAUGAGGAAGAGGAGGAGGAAGAGGAAAUUUAUGAGGAAGAGGAAGAAAACGACAAAAACAAAACGAAGAGUCAAAAGCUUGAAACUGAGCAGAGGAAGAAGGAUGGUGAAGAUGAGGAAGAGGGGGAUGCUGAAGAUGAGGAAGAAGAAGAUGAGGAGGAAGACGAGGAGGAAAAUCAAGCCAAUGAUGAAGAAAGACACGAAAAUGCCAGAACAAAAGAAACAGAGAGUCGAGAUCCAGUAACUGAGCAGAAGAAGAAGGAUGCUGAAGAUGAAGAAGAGGAAGACGGGGAAGAGGAUGAAGAGGAAGAAGAGGAAGAGGAUGAAGAGGAGGAGGAAGAGGAGGAGGACAGUCAAGCCAAUAAUGAGGGAGAAAUGCAAGAAAACGGAAAAUCAAAAGAAACGAAGAGUCGAGAUUUAGGAGAGCAAAGGAAGGAGGAUGGUGAAGAUGAGGAAGAGGAGGAUGGUGAAGAUGAGGAAGAAAGAAAGGAAAACAACAGAGCAGAAAAAGACGAGAAGGAGAAAACGAAUGCCACAAAGUUGGGAAAAGACAAAGAAGAAGAUGAUGAAGAGGAGGAGUUUCUGGACUUUGAUGAAGAAAGAGGCAAAACUAAAGGAGAUGAAGAGGAGGAAGAGGAGGGAGAGGAAACAGAUGAAGACUAUGAAGAUGCAGAUGAAGAGAAUGAAAAACAAAAGAAGGAAAAAGGAAAAGAAAAGGAUGAAGAUGUAAACCUGAAAGAGGAAGAGGAGGAUGAAGAGAGCCUGGAUUUAGAAGAUGAUGAUGAUGAUGAUGAGGAUGAUGAAGAGGCUGAUGAGGAAGAGGAUGAUGAAGAGGAUGAAGAUGAGACAGAAGAAAACGAAAAGCAGAAAGACGAAAAUAACGACGAGGAUGAAGAUGGAAACAUUGACAGGAUGAAGAUGGAAACCAAAGAAAGACGCUGCGAAGAGGAGAACAAUGAGGAAGAGGAGGAUGAGGAAGAACAUGAGAGCUGUGAGGAAGACGAUGAAGAGGAGGAUAGAAAGAUGGAGGUGGAAGAAAUCAACAAAAACAAAGAUGAAGGUGAGGAAGAUGGAGAAACUGAGGAAGAAAAUCCUGUGGAGGGAAAAGCUGAGAAACAAGCAGAGGAAGAGGAGGAGGAUGAAGAACAAGAGAAGAAGAGCGGCGUUCUAAAACAGACGAAGAAGAAGAAGCAGAAAACCAAACCCGGCGCUCCGCUUCACCUGCAGUUCCACAAGCUGAGCGCCUCCUUCUCCUCCUGGCGGCGCUCCUGGAUGGUCGCCGUCGCUCACCGCGGAGGAGCCGACGACGAAGACGAAGAAGAGGAGGGAGAGGAGGGAGAGGAGUGGCGAGCCUGGAAGGAGUCCUGGAGAAUCUGCCGCUGCAGGAAGACGGACAAAGACGAGGUGAUGAGCUUCUCCACGGAGCACCGGAGCCGUCGGGACGCCAUACAGGAAGUGGACGAAACCACAAGCAGGAAGUGGAUUCUGAGCUGGAAAAUGAACACAGCUAACGGCGGACAUGAGGAAGAGGAGGAAGAUGAAGAGGAUGAGGAAGAUGAAGAUUAUGAGGAGAGCUGA
Xiphophorus maculatus (southern platyfish) is the source of this 3238-nucleotide messenger RNA. RefSeq names its product myb-like protein X. The transcript is spliced from 8 exons. NCBI's taxonomy places the organism in Eukaryota, Metazoa, Chordata, Actinopteri, Cyprinodontiformes, Poeciliidae. The record is from RefSeq and is a predicted model, not a curated record. Bases 140 to 3238 code for a protein of 1032 amino acids.